AUGUACGUGCAGGGGGCUGCUCUGCUCUGCUCCUCCGCGCUGCUCUGCUCGUCGCUGGUCACAGAAAUCGCAGUUCAGACGAUGGACCCCGAAAUGACGCUGGCCAGUGGCCACACGUCUGGGGGGGCAGGGGGCGCGCGAGAAAGUGCCAAGCAGAGGACAGACAGACAGGCAGGAAGGCACUGGCUGGCAGGCAGGCUCAGAAAUGCUGGGGCCGGGGGCUUGCCAAUGUCGGUGGCGUUUGCAAGCGUCCCCCUAGCCAAGCCUCCUGCCCGCCCCCCUGCCAUCCUCCCUGCUCGAAUCGCCGUCCGGCGAAUAAUAAUAGAUUUAAGCCCUGGCCGAACACUCCAAAUCCCAGAUAGGCCCCAGUACGAGCAUCAAGAUCUCUCCCGCAUCGCUCUGGCAGCAAGCAGUCCACAGGGUCCCCUCCCCCAGUCCCCCAGUCCCUCAGACCCCCCGGCUGGCUCCGUGCCUAGUCCUCUUCGGGGCCGUUCACGUCUGUCUGCUCCUUUGCCUGCUCCUCUGUCUGUUCCUCUGCCCAAUAGUGCCCAGAGCCAAGACGAGCGGAAGCUCUGUCCCAGCCGGCGUAUCAGCGGCCAGCAGAAGUAG
This is a messenger RNA of Hyaloscypha bicolor E, 609 nucleotides long. RefSeq lists its product as uncharacterized. Lineage: Eukaryota; Fungi; Ascomycota; Leotiomycetes; Helotiales; Hyaloscyphaceae. The transcript has 2 exons. The record is from RefSeq and is a predicted model, not a curated record. The coding region runs from base 1 to 609 and encodes 202 amino acids.